Amphiprion ocellaris (clown anemonefish) is the source of this 3170-nucleotide messenger RNA. RefSeq names its product neurofilament heavy polypeptide. Lineage: Eukaryota; Metazoa; Chordata; Actinopteri; Pomacentridae. The record is from RefSeq and is a predicted model, not a curated record. The transcript has 4 exons. Bases 362 to 2221 code for a protein of 619 amino acids.
GUGUGCCAAGCAGCUCGACCCCUCGCGCCAAUUCCGUCUAUUGGCUGUCGGGAGGAGGAUGGCUGGCAGGAUUUAGCGUCUUUUCCCGUCCAGCACAACAAGCUCAUUACCGGAGCUGCGCGGCGCGCCUGGAAACGGAUUUACGCGCACGAAAAGGAGGAGUUUGGAGGUCGAGUAGGAUGCUGAGUAUCUUUCCUCCUCGCCACUGCUCUCCACCCAGCUCUCCAUGACCUGAGAGCACCAGCACAGCGGGAGGAACGAAACACCAGAGCGAGAGAGGAAGAGGAGGGCAGCAGGCCAGGGAAGGCAGAGGAAGGAACACGCUUUUUUAGUUCUUAUUGUUUGUUUUCCCCUUUCUGAGAUGGCGGCGACGGAGGCCAGUGCAGCGCCGGUGGUCCAGGAAGACGGAAAAACCCCCGAAAGCAAGCCGGCGGAGGCGGAGCAGCCGGCCAACAAUGCAAACUCAGAGACUGUCAACAGCGAGGUUGUCGAUAAAGAUGGCACGGCCGUCAACAGCGAGGUUGUCGAUAAUAAAGAGACUGUGAAUAACGACACAGCGGCGGCAGCUGCAGGAAACGAGGAGGGAGGAGUGGCGGCGGCGAGCGAGGAGGCAGCACCCACCCAGAGCUCGGAAAAUGCCUCCUCCUCCGAGCCCAAGACCUCCUUUCUGGACUCCUUCCUCAACAAGAGCGGCCUGGGGAAGGUGAUGGGAGGACGGAAGAAGAAGGAGCAGGAGAGCGCCACUGAAGGAGGCGAGAAGGAGGCGGAGAAAGGAGGCGAGGAGGCCGCAGUGGCCGAGGGAGGCGCAGAAGGCGAAGAGGCAACGGAGAAGGUGGCAGAAAACGGCGAGAAGGAGGACGAGAAGAAAGCCGAGAAGGGCAAACCGGCGGAGGCCAAAUCCACAGUCCGAGAUCUGAUCAGGAAGCCGGUUGCGAGGAUCUUCUCACAUCGCAGCACCGAGAAGAAGGACGGCGGCGCCUCAGAAUCCCUGAAACAAGUAAAGGUUCGGUCCAAGUCCCUGGAUCGGCUUGAAGAUCCAGAAGCACUUAACACCACCGCAGACUCCACCAUUGAGGAGGGAGGAGCUGCCGGAGGAGCAGAAGGAGGCGCUGACGGAGAGCAGAAAGCCUCGUCCUCCUCGGCGACCACCAAGCACAUGAAGCGCUGGCACUCCUUCAAGAAGCUCAUGGCCCAGAAGGCCCACAAGAAGAGCGGCGGUGGCGAGGAUGGCAAGGAGGACGGAGUAGACGGAGUUGAAGGAGGCGGCGGCGACUCCUCCACGCUCGACUCCAAGGAGUCCGGCCAGAAGAGGUGGAAGCUGAAACGCUCCUGGACCUUCCAGGGCCUGAAGAGAGACACAUCCAUGGUCGGCAUCAGCGGCAAGGCCAAGAGCUCCGACAAAGAUGGCGCCGACAAGACAGAGGAGGCAGUGGCGGGAGGAGCAGAGGGCGGUGAGGAGGCGAAGGCGGAGGGAGGAGCCGAUGAGGCCAAGACGGAGGGCGGCGAGGAGAAAGCAGAAGGAGGCGAGGAGGAGAAGGUGACCGCAGGUGGAACGGUGACGCAACACGCCAACGAGAUCUGGACCUCCUUCAAGAAGCGCGUCAUCCCUAAGAGCAAACGCGCCAACACGGAGUGCGCCCCCGGUGCUGAGGAGGACGCCACUGUAGCUGCUGCCUCCGGUGAGGACGGAGCAGCAGAUGAAGGCAAAGAUGGCAAGUCGGCCAAAGCCAAGCGCUCACAUUUCGGCCGCGCUGUUUCCCUGAAGAACUUCGUCCUGAGAAAGGGUAAAUCCACCAGCGUGGACAUGGGCGAAGGCGCCAAGGAGGAGGAGGAGGCGGCGGAAGGAGGUGAGGCCACAGAAGGAGGCGAGACAGCGGCGGAGGAAGGCGGCGCCGACGGUGAAGCAGUAGCGACUGAGGAAGCCAACGACAAAGAUGCAGCAGCGGCAGCCGAGAAGAAAACACCGGCGGCGGAGGCGGAGGAGGGCAGCGGCGAGGCGGCGAAGGAGGCGGAGAAAACGCCGGCUGAAGCCCCGGUGACCAACGGCGAGAACGGCUGCUCCAACGGCACGGCAGAGGAAACCGCCGAACACAAUCACCAGGACGAGGAGAAGACGACGGGGAGCAGCCCCGUGAAGAAGGGCAAGGAGGCGGUGAAGGACGAGGCCAACGCCAAGAUCAUCAACGCCGUGAACAGCGACAAAAAGGCGGGAAACGUGUGAGGCCACUCAGAGAGGAUUAGAACUGCCCCGGGAUUCGCUGAGCAUGGAGCUCUGAGCCCCGCCCCCAACCCAAGCUCCUCCCACCCAGCCCCUACAAGCUCCGCCCCCUCCCUAACGAGUUAUCAGAUAUCGUCAUGGUGACAGAGGCUGAGAGAUGCAAUUAGAUGAGAAAAAUAAUAAAUACUCAGAAAGCAAUAAUUCAACGAGCCCUUCUCCUUCUUCUUCUUCUCCAAACCAUCCAGUGUUUGUUUUUUUAAAAAUCUUUCUUUGCUUGUCUGUGAAAUUUUAUAUUUGUCUACAAGAGAAAACAGCAGAAAUGUGAAAAAAAUCAUUCCACCCUUCCUCCUUCCUCCUCCUUUAUUUUCUUCUUCCUUCCUCCUUCACUCUCUGCCGACUCCUGAUUGGUGGAAAAAAAAGAACAAAAAAAAAGACUGUUAGUUUUAUAUGGACGGCCAUUUUGUUUUGUAGUCCCCUUCCUGCACCUCCGCCUGUUUUGCCCCCCUGAUCUGCCCCAGUAGGUAUUUGAGCAGCAGGACCCCGUAAAUAAAGCGCCCCGAGGACCGCCGCCUCCCGACAACAACCGCCACGUCUUCAGCUCUGUGUGUUCAAUGUUUUUAGACUGUUAUAUUAUUGUGUACAUGGAUUUAAAGUUAAAAAAAUAAGCAACAAACAAAACAAACAAACAAACCACCAUCGAAUAUUAAAAAGAAAAUUUGUUUUUUUUCCCUUCUUUCUGUUCGGUUUGGAUUUUAUUUUUCUUUCUUUUGUCUCGUUUUAUUUUUUAAAGAAAAACGCCUUGUCACUGUUUCCUGCAGUCUGACGACGCGCUGUAAUUAAAAAUGAUGAUGAUGAUGAUGAUGAUUAUGUUUUGUUGGUCCAAGUUUUCACGUCCGCUAGCAAAUUGUCAAGAAAAAAAAUAGUACAAUAAAGACUAAAAUCUAACAAACUA